AUGGCCAAUUUUGUCCACAUUGCUGCGGCUCGUUUGUGUGACUUGCUUACCGACGAUUCACAAGCCACAUCGGUCUGUUGUACGUCCAGUUCCGCGGCCACUUUGUGCUACUCAGGAAAGCAUGGAAGCGGACCUGUGCCUAACUACCGUACCCAACCACAUAACUCGAACGCAACAUCAACGACACUUCAAGAGGGCGACUGGGCAAGCCCUGUGGACGGAAGGCGGAAGGGCGGACAGGGCAGAAAAAAAGGUAGUCCGUCACUCAAUAUCCUUUCCACCACUCGGCUUUACCAUCUGUUUCCUGGAGAUCCACUCUAA
Molecule: messenger RNA, 321 nt
Organism: Neurospora tetraspora
Lineage: Eukaryota; Fungi; Ascomycota; Sordariomycetes; Sordariales; Sordariaceae
Exons: 3
Coding region: 1-321 (106 amino acids)
Source: RefSeq, a predicted model, not a curated record